Messenger RNA from Cynara cardunculus var. scolymus (artichoke), 2160 nucleotides. Its product is annotated as U-box domain-containing protein 13-like. Gene Ontology annotation, cellular component: nucleus; cytoplasm. The record is from RefSeq and is a predicted model, not a curated record. Gene Ontology annotation, biological process: cell surface receptor signaling pathway; protein ubiquitination. The transcript is spliced from 4 exons. Gene Ontology annotation, molecular function: ubiquitin-protein transferase activity; protein binding. Bases 215 to 2149 code for a protein of 644 amino acids. Lineage: Eukaryota; Viridiplantae; Streptophyta; Magnoliopsida; Asterales; Asteraceae.
AAAACCAAAGCCUACCCCCCUCACCUCUCUAUUCCUCCUCGUGACACCACCAUCAUCAUCAUCAUCACUCUCUCUAUAUUCUCUUUCAUGGAGGGACGACUCUGACCUUGCCUGGUCUUCGGUAGCUGUCGCUAUCAAUUUAGGGUAAAUUGCUUCAGUUCUUGAAUUUGAUUUUGGAAGUUUUUUGUUUUAGAUCUUUGGGAAAGGUGUUGUCAUGGCGGAGGGAGGGAAGAGUGGACUGAUAUUGAAGCUAAUUGAUAUUGUGAAUGAGAUUUCGGCAAUAUCGGAUUAUCGAUGUACGGUGAGGAAGCCGUUUUUCAACCUAGCACGAAGGUUAAAGCUUUUGAGUCCACUGUUUGAAGAGAUUCGUGAUAUCAAAGACUCUCUUCCUGAUGAUUCUUACCGAUCUUUGCUUUCGUUGAUGGAGGCUUUGGAAUCUGCUAAGGAGUUGCUUCGAUUAGGGAGUGAAGCCAGCAAGAUUUAUUUGGCGCUGGAGAGAGAAGAAACCAUGAGAAAGUACCAGAAAGUUACAGCUCGUUUGGAGCAAGAUUUAGAUGGCAUUUCUUUUGAAAAACUCGACAUAUCAGAUGAAGUUAAAGAACAGGUUGCACUUGUUCUUGCUCAGUUCAGAAGAGCUAAAGAUAGAAUCGAUGCACCAGAUGCUGAGUUGAGUGAAGAUCUUUCAUCCCUUUACAACAAAGGUAGUGAUGUGGUGGCAGAUCCAGCUGUCUUAAGGAGAUUAGUUGAAAAACUGCAGCUGACGGGAAUACAUGAUCUCACACAUGAAUCACUAACGUUGCAUGAAAUGGUUACUACUAGUGAUGGUGAUCCAGGAGAGACAAUAGAAAAGAUGUCAAUGUUACUAAAGCGAAUCAAGGAUUUUGUGCAGACGGAGAAUCCAAACGUAGAUUCACCACCCGGGGAAACCUCUGCUCCAACGACUUCAAGUGGACAUGAAACUUCAGUGAAAAAUCACAAGGGUACAGUUAUACCUGAUGAUUUCCGUUGUCCUAUAUCACUUGAGUUGAUGAAGGAUCCUGUUAUCGUCUCAACUGGGCAGACUUACGAGCGCUCGUGCAUAGAGAAGUGGUUGGCAGCAGGUCACGGCACAUGCCCCAAAACACAGCAAAAUCUGACGAGUACUGCCCUCAUACCCAACUACGUAUUACGUAGCCUCAUAGCCCAAUGGUGUGAGAACAAUGGAAUGGACCCACCACAACGUUCGGUUAGGUCCUCUUCUGCCUGCACCCCUGCAGAACGUUCCAUGAUAAACGUUCUCCUCUCGAAGCUCAAAUCCGUCAGUCCUGAUGACCAAAGGACUGCUGCCGGUGAAAUCCGCCUCCUUGCAAAAAGAAAUGCCGAUAACCGUGUCGCCAUUGCUGAAGCUGGCGCCAUCCCUCUUCUCACACACCUCCUGACUGCACCAGAUUCCCGCACACAAGAACAUGCAGUCACCGCUCUCCUCAACCUCUCCAUUUGUGAGGAAAACAAAGGUAGCAUCGUAUCCUCGGGGGCGGUCCCCGGGAUUGUUUUAGUGCUAAAGAAAGGCAGCAUGGAAGCACGAGAAAACGCAGCCGCCACCCUCUUCAGCCUGUCUGUAAUCGACGAAAACAAAGUAACAAUCGGGUCUUUAGGAGCAAUCCCGCCUCUUGUGUUGCUGUUAAGCGAAGGAACCCAAAGAGGAAAGAAGGACGCUGCAACCGCAUUAUUUAACCUCUGCAUAUAUCAAGGCAACAAGGGGCGGGCAGUGAGGGCAGGCGUAAUCUCGACUCUGAUGGAGCUGUUAACGGACCCACAAGGGGGGAUGAAAGAUGAAGCAUUGGCGAUUCUGGCGAUACUCUCGAGCCAUCCGGAAGGAAAGAUAGGGAUCGGGAAAGCGGAUGCGGUUGGAGUGUUGGUGGAGUUUAUGGGAAGUGGGUCACCAAGAAACAAAGAGAAUGCAGCUGCUGUUUUGGUGCAUUUGUGUUCAGGAGAUGAGAAGUAUCUGGUGGAGGCUCAAGAGAUGGGGGUGAUGGGGGUGCUGGUGGAUUUGGCACAUCAUGGUACAGACAGAGGGAAAAGGAAGGCUGGACAGUUGUUGGAAAAGAUAACCAGAUUGACAGAAAAACAGAAGUUGUUACAGCAGGAAAUGGAGUCAAAUAACAACUAGUAGCUCUGCUC